Messenger RNA from Guillardia theta CCMP2712, 255 nucleotides. RefSeq lists its product as hypothetical. The record is from RefSeq and is a predicted model, not a curated record. The transcript has 4 exons. NCBI's taxonomy places the organism in Eukaryota, Cryptophyceae, Pyrenomonadales, Geminigeraceae. The annotation marks the transcript as partial. Gene Ontology annotation, molecular function: electron transfer activity; iron ion binding.
GGUGCAGCUCUUGACAGAUUUGUAUACGUUGACGAGGCGACUUGCAUCGGGUGUACCAACUGUGCCACCGUUGCAAGGAGUACUUUCUUCAUGGAGCAGAUGUAUGGCAGAGCCAGAGCUUUCAGACAGGCAAGCUUUCUUUCAGGAGGAGACAGCGAGGAUACGAUUGCGGAGGCAGUGGCAACUUGCCCUGUAGACUGCAUUUGGUACGUGUCGUGGGAUGACCUGGUUGCGCUAGAGACCGAGAGGAAGUAU